UCAAGUUAAGCAUCAGACGUCGAGACUGUCGAAGCUAUUAAAAACCCUCUGUCUUCCAUGCUUAUGGUGUUUUUACUUCUGCACACAUAUCUUCAAAGACGAAAAUUGCGAUCACCGCCGCACAUUACUCAAGAAUGAGAAAGGACACAAUCAAGAAGAAACAGGAUACUUUUUUGAUCGAGGAGAUUCCAAAAUCGCCAGCAAUUUUUCGAAAAUUCGAACAAGCAAAAGUGAUUCUGCAUGGCAAAUCUGCUGGAUUUCCAGUACACAAAUUUCAAAGCGGACCAAUCGAACGAGGCGUACUUGUAGAAAGCGUAAAAGCAAACGUUUUCAAACAUUUAAAAGAGGUACGGCUCUAUUAAGGUGUAACGAGGGCACGUUUCGCGUGCGCAAAAUAUAUGGAGAUGGCAAUUGCAUGUUUAGAGCGAUCAGCUACAUUUUAUGGCGAAACGAGGAAGAGCACCAAUCGCUCCGAGCAACGGUUGUGCAGCAUAUUAAAGACAAUUGGCGCGAGUAUGGCUCGUUCGUGAUGGCUGAGUGGAACAUUUCGGAUUCUCAAGAGUACUACGAUUACAUGAGCCCAGUGGGCACAUUCGCCAGCGAGCUGGAAUGUACAGUGGCAACGAAGCUCCAUCGUAUGAAUCUUUCGAUCUAUCGCGAACUCCAUGGCAGAUACGAGCUCAAGCUGGUCUUCCACAACCGCGUAAGCAUCAACUACGAAACUGCAAGACUCCUAUUUACCGGAUGCUCCGAAAAUGGUCAUUACGACGUUCUGUUACCCGAUUCAAUGUCAAAUCUUUAUACAAGCGACCAAAUACAUGAGUAAAAAUAUAAAAUAUAAAAUAAUUUUCACAAUUACAAAAAA
Messenger RNA from Pogonomyrmex barbatus (red harvester ant), 865 nucleotides. RefSeq lists its product as uncharacterized. The record is from RefSeq and is a predicted model, not a curated record. NCBI's taxonomy places the organism in Eukaryota, Metazoa, Arthropoda, Insecta, Hymenoptera, Formicidae.